This is a messenger RNA of Lecanosticta acicola, 1729 nucleotides long. NCBI's taxonomy places the organism in Eukaryota, Fungi, Ascomycota, Dothideomycetes, Mycosphaerellales, Mycosphaerellaceae. The record is from the annotation of a GenBank genome assembly.
AUGGCUCAGGUCGGUUCAGCAAUGCAGUCGGCCAUUCAGGCUGCCGUUCAGCCGAAGCUGAUGGAGAACGGAUGGGUGGUCGAGGAGAGCGACACCACUCUCUCGGAAUAUGUCACCAUGAUGGUGGUCAACGGCAAGGAUCACGACGGUGUCAAGCAAGAACUCGGCGGAGACCUUCUCGGCGUCGGCGAGGACGAUCCCGCGGUGGGCGAAUUUGCGCAGUGGCUCUUCAGCACCGUCACCCAGCUCCAAGGACAGCAACAAAAUGCCCAAGCUGAGGAGGCAAUGCAGCAAGACCAACAAGCGCAGCCCAUUCCCACCAUCCAGGACUCGCAGAUGGAAGACACCACAUCUUCCGAACCAGCACCGUACGUGCACCCCUCUCGCACCCAAAAGUCCUACAACACUGGCGCACAUGCCAGCCGCAAGUUCUACCCCCCUCUCAGCCCCUCUACCAUCCCCCUUUGAGCAGAGCAUGUCGUACACCCGCGCAGCUCACCUACAGAUGCAAUAUGAGCAGCAGCUAAUGCUUCAGCGCAAUAGACCGACCGGUCCCAAAUCGAUGCGAAACGGCAACAAUGCCCGAGGACGCGGCGGUAGGAUGCUCGGUCAGAUGAACCGACAGCUGGAUCGCCAGAGCGAACUCCCCGACAACCUACGGAGAAUACGAGGCGCGGCCGGUGGCCAGGCAGGCCGCAUCAAUGCCCACUCAGGCCGUGAUGGCGGCGCACCUCGGGGUCCAAGAAACAAUAACAUUGCGAACGGCGUCCAGCGCAUGAUGAACGGCGGAGGCCGUGGCGGUCAUGGCGGCAACAUGAACGGCAUGAACAUGAUGAACGGCGGCAACUUCAACAACAACCAGCAAAUGCAAUUCAUGCAGAUGAUGGAGGCUUCCGCACAGAUGAUGGCCCAGGUCUUGCAGCAAAAUGGAAGUUUGAACAUGAACGGAGGUCCUCAGCGUGGCGGACACCGAGGCGGCAGAGGAGGUAGGGGCGGCCAGCGAGGUGGGGCCGCGCCACAGAAGCAACUCCAUGCCGUUGAUGGUAAGCUACCGGAUGCUGCUCUUACGGGAAGCAACCAGGAUACCAACAUGGACGUCGACGCUGGCGAGAACGCAUCCGACAAGUUCGCAACCAUGUGCCGCUUCAACUUGAGCUGCACCAUUCCAACCUGCCCGUUCGCACACCAAUCGCCAGCCGCGCCACCAAACACCGCCGUCGAUCUCUCAGACACCUGCGCGCACGGUGCAGCCUGCACGAACCACAAGUGCAGUGGUCGUCACCCGAGCCCAGCUCAGAAGAACUCACACCAGCAGGAAGUCGAGUGCAAGUUCUACCCGAACUGCACCAACCCACGAUGCCCCUUCAAGCACCCAAGCGAGAAGCCAUGCAGAUUCGGCGACGCUUGCAAGAACGCGAACUGCACGUUUGCUCAUCCCAAGAUCAUGUGCCGGUACAAUCCGUGCCUCAACCCGGCGUGCCAGUUCAAGCACGCGGAUGGACAGAAGCGAGGUAAGUUUGAAGACAAGGUAUGGACAUCAGAGGGCGGCGAGGAGCAGCAGCAGCAGCAGCAGGGGGAGGGAGGCAGAGCAGGUCGGUUCGUCGACUUUUCGAAACAGGAUGAGGGCAAGGAGGAGCUCAUCAUCCCGGGCCAGCAGCAGCAGCAGAACGGCGAGACGCAGCAGCAAGAUUCCAACCCGCAAGCAAUGGAGACAUCUGUUGCCACCUAG